GGGAGUCAUUCCAUGACACGCGUUGCACGCGACCUCUUCCUCUUCUUUUGCCGUCCUUUUGCGGCAUUGUUUCCACCGUGACAAUUGCUACUUUACUUUUAAUUUGAUUCAGUGAACCAUAGAAAAUAACUCAAUUUUUUUUUUGUGUUUCUCUUUCUUUUCUCUUUCUCUCUCUCCCCUUCUCUCUCUCUCUCUCUUUCGGUUUUUCUUUCUUUCUAAGGUCAUCUUUUAAUUUUCCGCGUUUUUCAUCACACGAAUGCGUUACAUAUCUAUUUUGUCAAUAGUUUGCUUUUGUAUUUGAGGUGCUUUGUACUCUUUUAUCAGAAAAAUUGAUUGAUAGUAACAUAGUGCAUAGUAACAUAGUGAAGAAAAAAGACUAUAAGGAGAAAACGAUUUGUGAAAUGAGAACACCUUUUGUAAAUUUUCAUUCUCCGACAAAAGUGAACAUUUUGAGAAGAAACAUUUGAAAUACAUCAUGCAGUUAUAAUUCUUAUGAGAUAAAAAAUUAUAAUAAAUACUUAACAUAUGAAACAUGCAAGAAGCGAGAAGAUAUUGAAGAGAACAUUGGCAUACCGAACAGAACAAAUUCAGAAUGUCUUCUUCAACAAUCAUUAUGGGAGUAUCGUGGCUCACGAUGAUCUUGUCGAUAUGUUUGAUGACAAUAGUUGUAUUGUUAUUAGUGCGACGAGGAAAAUUUUUAUACGCUUUGAGAAAAGUGCCUUAUCCUCCUGCUUUUCCCAUCAUUGGAAACGCGUACGAAUUAUGUUGCAGUCCGGAAGAAGCCUUCAAAAAAAUAAUCAAAUGGGGAAGAGAAUUAGGGGACAUGUACCUGAUCUGGGUAGGGAUGCGACCUUUUAUCUUUCUCUAUAAAGCAGAAGCAAUACAACCAUUGUUGAGCAGUAGUGUUCACAUUGACAAAAGUUUGGAGUACCAAUAUUUACAGCCUUGGCUUGGUUCCGGUUUGGUAACUAGUACCGGGGAAAAAUGGCACUUUCACCGGAAAUUGCUAACGCCAACUUUUCACAGUGGUCUUUUGGAAUUGUAUUUAAAGACGACAAUUAAAGAGGCUCAAAUAUUAAUUUCAUGCCUCAGAAACGAAAUUGGCAAACCAGAAUUCGAUAUUGUUCCUUAUGCUAAACGAGCGACAUUGGACAUAAUAUGCGAUAGUUCCAUGGGAUAUAAUAUUAACGCGCAAAAAAAUUUUAAAAACGAAUAUGUGCAAGCUGUGAACACAUUAGCUUCUAUUUCGCAAAGAAGAUUUCUAAACGUGUGGAUGUCCUUCGAUCCAAUUUUUAAGUUAACAUCGUGGGGGAAACAACAUGAUCAUGCACUUAGUGUUACUCAUAGAUUUGUCAAUAAAAUAAUCGCGGAAAGAAAAGCCGAGUGGAAAGAUAGAAAAGAUACAAAUUUUAAUGAAAAAUCUCAUAAACGUCAAGCUUUAUUGGACUUAUUAUUAGAAUUAUCAAAAGAUGGUAAAGUUCUCACCGAUGAUGAUAUUCGCGAUGAAGUGAACACAUUCAUGUUCGCUGGACACGAUACUACUGCGACUAGCGUAUCAUGGAUUUUGUAUGCAUUGGGAAGACAUCCUCAAUAUCAAGAAUUAAUCAUUGAAGAAUAUUAUGAAACAGUAGGGACGAAAGAAUUAACUUUAGAUAUAUUAAGUAAAUUAACAUGGCUAGAAGCGUGCAUAAAAGAAUCAUGGAGACUUUAUCCAGUAACACCACUCAUCGCAAGACAAAUCUAUCAUCCUAUUACUAUCUUGGGACAUGAAAUUCCAAUAGGAUCGACGGUUCUCGUUAAUUCAUUCCUUCUUCACCGAGAUUCUCGAUAUUUUCCAGAACCAGAUAUUUAUCGACCAGAACGAUUUCUUCCUAAUGGACCAAAAUAUCCUUCUUACGCUUUUGUUCCUUUUAGUGCUGGUUCCCGUAAUUGUAUCGGAUGGAAAUACGCUACAAUGAUCGUUAAAGUUCUUAUUUUGUAUAUAUUGAAAAACUUCCAUGUUGAAUCUUUAGAUACUGAAGAUCAACUUCGUUUUGUUUCUGAAUUAGUAUUACACAAUGCUGAUGGGCUUAGAUUAAAAAUUACACCACGAAAAUAAGCAUUUUUUGCUUGAUUUUAUUGUAACAAUUUAAAAUCAAAUGAAAUAAUGAAAAUCAAAGAUAUCUUUUUUGAUAAUAAAAAAAAGUUAAUUUUUUUUUUUGCACAUUCAAAUCGGAUAUUUUUUUUUUGAAUUAAUCAUAA
Apis laboriosa (Himalayan honeybee) is the source of this 2241-nucleotide messenger RNA. RefSeq names its product cytochrome P450 4c3-like. Bases 593 to 2098 code for a protein of 501 amino acids. Gene Ontology annotation, molecular function: monooxygenase activity; heme binding; oxidoreductase activity, acting on paired donors, with incorporation or reduction of molecular oxygen. The transcript has 8 exons. The record is from RefSeq and is a predicted model, not a curated record. NCBI's taxonomy places the organism in Eukaryota, Metazoa, Arthropoda, Insecta, Hymenoptera, Apidae.